AUGCCACUCCUCAAAGUGAGAACGGAUCUACAAGAGAAAAGUACUUCUGAAGAAAAAACAUCAUUUGAAAUGAACAAGGUUUUCAUUAAAGAGGAACCAAAACCAGACGAAGAUGAAGCUGAGACAAGUGAAACAUCUGAUCCGGCAGUUCAAAGUGAUCGUCUACAAAUUUACUGUCAAAAGUGUGAUAAAUUACGGAAUCGAGUUAAAGGCGAGACCCCUAAAGUCUGUGUAGAAUGCGGUACUCCUCUGCAAUAUCAGUGCACGGCGUGCAAACGCAUGUACAAAAGUUUAGGCGGGCUCUAUACCCAUCAGAACUAUCAAUGCGAGAAAGAGCCGCAUAUUUUUUGCGACAGCUGUGAUUAUAAGACAAACUUCAAGAGCAAUCUCGAGGCGCACAUAAGAAACAAUCAUACCAAACCCAAAAAAACCUGUCUCAGAUGCGGUGAGACUUACAGCGACAAACACGCGAGUCAACACGCGAAAAUAUGCGGUACGCCGUUUUAUUACUCCUGUAACCAAUGUAGCUACAGAACUCAUUUGAAGCAUUACUUGCGUAAUCACGAGAAAAAUGUUCAUGAAAAAGUAGCAGAGAAAGACAAACGAUAUGAGUGCAUGGCUUGCAACAAGCGUUUUGACAAAAUUCCAACAUUAGUGGCGCAUAAGCGUUACUGCGUUAUUAAAACUACAGAGACGUAA
Messenger RNA from Trichogramma pretiosum, 699 nucleotides. Its product is annotated as zinc finger protein 658B-like. Gene Ontology annotation, biological process: regulation of transcription by RNA polymerase II. The record is from RefSeq and is a predicted model, not a curated record. Lineage: Eukaryota; Metazoa; Arthropoda; Insecta; Hymenoptera; Trichogrammatidae. Gene Ontology annotation, molecular function: RNA polymerase II cis-regulatory region sequence-specific DNA binding; DNA-binding transcription activator activity, RNA polymerase II-specific. Bases 1 to 699 code for a protein of 232 amino acids. Gene Ontology annotation, cellular component: nucleus. The transcript is spliced from 2 exons.